AUGAUCAACUUCAUGCUGACCUUCGCCAUUGCCCUCAUCGGCAUUACUGGCUCUCUGGCAGCACCAGUGGCAGUUACCUCGACCAACAUCACCACGAUCAACGCUAGGGACGACUAUCAGCUUCCAGGGUUGUCACUGGAGCCCAUCGAGGCUGACAACGCCAAGUGCUCCGUAGGGGUGCUGAUGAACGAUGACACUUCUGCCACUCGGUCCUACAACGUCCACAUCGGCCGACCAUACGCCGAGGGAUCAGGCUGCGAGUACAUUCGUGAUACCAUCGCCCAGAAGGCCUCUGACGGCGCAUUCGAGUUCAAGAGCGGCACAUACAAGUGCCUGGAUGACGGCAGUGGAAACACGUUCUUGACUUUCGCUGCUGGUGAUGUCUUCAAUCUUGAGAAUAACGCCGAUGUCAUCGACGCCCUCCAGCAGCGGUAUCCCAUGAUUCCAUUCAAGGACAACGGCAUCUGUCGCUUCGAGAGCAACCCAGGACGCACUCGCUCAAUUCCAAUCAACUCGCAUACGCUCACCACUCGCGAUGGUCCAAUCGACCACAACACCGCCCUGUGUUCCUACAGCAGGGUAUCCGGCACCGGCGGCAGCCUGGAUUUGGGAAUGGACAAGUGCGAGGCCCGCGUUGGUAGAGACUACAUCAACGGUGCAGGCUGUGCCCCAAUCCGCCAGACUCUGCAGAGUUUGAUUCCCGACGGCAUCUCCGCCUACUCCUGCGUCGACGAUGGUUACGGCUACACCCAGCUUGCCUUCAAUGUGUGGAACGCCCGAGCCAUCUACUACGACAUCAACACGGCUUUGCAGAAGGCGUACCAGGACAUUCCAUUCAUCCACGACCAUAUCUGCGGAUAG
This is a messenger RNA of Zasmidium cellare ATCC 36951, 861 nucleotides long. RefSeq lists its product as uncharacterized. Bases 1 to 861 code for a protein of 286 amino acids. The record is from RefSeq and is a predicted model, not a curated record. The transcript has a single exon. Lineage: Eukaryota; Fungi; Ascomycota; Dothideomycetes; Mycosphaerellales; Mycosphaerellaceae.